GCUUUCUGCAUUUCUUGAUAUGUUUUCGAGUUUUCUGCAGUUUCCUACACUGUCUUCUACCGUACGCAAGCGUUCUGACUUUGAUUAAGCUGAUAUUCUCAAUUUUGGUGCGUUAAAUUAUGGCAACCUCAGCUGCCAUUUACGAGGCAAAAAAGCUGCUGAGACGACAAAUCAAGAAACGCAUCUUAGCAAUGAGCGAGGAAGCUAAGCGAAAAGAAUCAGCCAUGAUUACAGAGAAACUUCUAGCCAUGGAAGAGUACAAAUCAAGCCAUAGAAUCUCAGUAUACCUAAGCAUGCCAUCUGAAGUCAGCACGUUUGACAUAUUAAGGGAUAUCUUCAAUUCAAACAAGAAGUGCUAUAUUCCUCGUUAUAUUGGGCAUCAGAUGGACAUGUUGAGGCUGCACUCUCUAGAAGACAUGCAGUCACUGCCGCUUACACCAUGGAAUAUUCACCAGCCAGCAGAUGAUGACAUCCGUGAGGAAGCUUUAAAUACUGGAGGCUUGGAUGUGAUUCUUGUCCCAGGACUAGGAUUCUCAAAGAAUGGACAAAGACUUGGUCGUGGAAAGGGCUACUAUGAUAAUUAUAUACAGAAGUGUAUUGAGCUGUGCCAUAAAAAGCCGCACCUAAUUGGCCUCGCAUUCAGUACACAGAUGUAUGACCAAGUUCCCGUGACUGAGAAUGAUAUGACGCUGGACCAUGUAGUUUUUUGUCAGUCAUCAGGGACUAACUCCAAAUAAUGUUUAUAUACAAUACACAUGUAACACUGGGGGGGGGGGGGGGGUGCGUAGUCAUAGGUAUCAUAUGGGGUGCUUGAGGUUUUAAAAGUUAAAAAGGUCAUGAAAGGUAAAUGAUAUAUUGAUGAAAGCCUCCUUUUUCAGAACCUAAUAAAUCCUCCUAUAGCAGCGCAGGGGAAGGUCUCUAAAUUUUUAACUAGGGGUGGGUGGUCUAAAAGUAGCUGUUUUUUUAGCACGACAGCCAUGUACUUGUGUGUAUAAGCUGCUAAUAAACUAUAUCUUUCUAUCUAUGGAAAAAGGAUAGUGUUUAACGAUCCUUUAGUAAGAACUGCCAGCCAAGGGCACGCCCCGCUGUGGACGCGCCUGAAAUGAUAUGAUAAUUAACACCUUUUGCAUAUAUCGACUUACUUUCAGGCGGAACAGCAAUGCUAAUAUAUAAUACAUGACUUAACAGCUUUUUAGGAGUAAUUACACAUCUCAAAAUUGUUUAUUCUUUCUUGCCAUUUUCUGUUACAGGGGUCUUACCUUCCUCAAGUUAUAAUUACAUGUUGAUUUAGAGUAAAGUCUACUUUUUUACAAAAAUGUGGUUCAAUUUUGCCGUUUCUCCUUGUUCGAUUUAAAAUUUUUCAGUGGGUAAAUGGGACAAAACCAGGGCUAUAGCUAGAACAUUUCGCUUUGGGGGCACGCGUCAGACAUUCCUUGUAUUUGCUGUUGUAGCAGGCACCCUUUCCUUUUUACCGUUUAUACGAAAAAUUUCGGCUCUACUGAUGUGGGGCAGCUGCCCCAUGCUAGCUACGGCCCUGAAAAUGCUUGUUCCAUCUUAUCUACCCACCUAUUGAUACAUUGAUAAAAUUCCACAUAAUGGCUAAGGCUUGUUAGAUAUUUGACUGGAUAUGGUAAUAAAAAUUGAAAUAAAAAUUGCAAAUUAUACUAUAA
Nematostella vectensis (starlet sea anemone) is the source of this 1670-nucleotide messenger RNA. RefSeq names its product 5-formyltetrahydrofolate cyclo-ligase. Lineage: Eukaryota; Metazoa; Cnidaria; Anthozoa; Actiniaria; Edwardsiidae. The record is from RefSeq and is a predicted model, not a curated record. The transcript has 8 exons. Gene Ontology annotation, molecular function: 5-formyltetrahydrofolate cyclo-ligase activity. Gene Ontology annotation, cellular component: mitochondrion. Gene Ontology annotation, biological process: folic acid-containing compound biosynthetic process; tetrahydrofolate interconversion. The coding region runs from base 120 to 737 and encodes 205 amino acids.